Messenger RNA from Spirodela intermedia, 750 nucleotides. Lineage: Eukaryota; Viridiplantae; Streptophyta; Magnoliopsida; Alismatales; Araceae. The record is from the annotation of a GenBank genome assembly.
AUGGUAAGUGUUUUGGUGGGUCCUCGCUCAUCCUUUCUCUGUUAGGAGAUCCCACAACGCGAAGAAUGUUUUCAUUGUCAGGGAGUUUUAGAAGAUGGGCAGAGAAUAGCAGUCAAGAGACUUUCAGCAGCGUCGGACCAAGGGAUAGAAGAGCUGAGGAAUGAGUUGGAACUACUUGCCAGACAGGAGCACAGGAACCUGGCGAGGUUGCUUGGCGUCUGCUUGGGAGAAGAAAAUCUUCUGGUCUAUGAAUACAUGCCAAAUGGAAGCCUCGACCGUUUCCUCUUCGGUAUGCUCCUCCCAACCAAGAGAUCUCCCCUCUGGGGAUCCUCAUGUGGAAAGUAGCCUUCCACCGAAUGAGCCAAUGAAAUCUUUUAGCUGUAGAUUGACCACACAGGGAUGACCCAGAUCUCCUAACACUAUGUUUUGAACUUUUUACCCCCUAAAUAACCAGAAUAAUCCACCGAUUUAUUGCUCUCCAUUGAUUAUAGGCGUUUUGAAUGGUUAGAUUCCACAGAGAGUAGUCGGCUGUCGUGGGAACUAAGAUACAAGAUCAUCCAAGGCAUUGCUCGAGGGCUGCAAUAUCUUCACGAGGAAUCUCGCUACACCAUUGUUCACAGAGACUUGAAGGCCAGCAACAUUCUCCUAGACGCGAACAUGAACCCAAAGAUCUCCGACUUUGGCAUUUCAAAGCUUCUUGGCAACGACCUAACACAUGCAAGCGCCUCCCGAAUCGCCGGCACGUUGUGA